Messenger RNA from Schistocerca serialis cubense, 3248 nucleotides. Its product is annotated as anoctamin-4-like. Bases 322 to 2877 code for a protein of 851 amino acids. The record is from RefSeq and is a predicted model, not a curated record. Gene Ontology annotation, molecular function: chloride channel activity; protein dimerization activity. The transcript has 20 exons. Lineage: Eukaryota; Metazoa; Arthropoda; Insecta; Orthoptera; Acrididae. Gene Ontology annotation, biological process: chloride transmembrane transport. Gene Ontology annotation, cellular component: plasma membrane.
AUUGCUAGUUUAUACACAGUCUGUACUGGCCCAAACAUUUUAUUUCAACUUUUAUAUGGAGUUACUUAUAAAUAUGUAAACAACGACUACACCUAUCUGCGUGAAUGAACCUCAACCUGUAGCAGGAUGUUUCAUUCAGUAUUGAAGUUUAAUGCUCAGCAUACAGUUCAUAUCAACUGUGCUUGGUGCAAAGUUCUCAGUAUCUAAAGAAGAAAAUAAAAAUGAAGAGACAGUGUAAAGAAGAGACAGUGCUUCUGUCCGAAAUAUAUUAUCAUAGGCACUGGAACUGAAACUUACUGAUCCAGAGCUUCUAUAUAAGCAAUGAAUCAUUAUAAAGUGCUCAGAAAAGAAAGGGGAAGAUUGCAGGGCACAGUGCAUUGGUUUCAAUUGACUGUCAUAAAGUAUCAUGUAGUGGCAGCAGAAAAAAUGCAACUGCUUGAGAAAUUAACAGUCCACUAUACAAGAGGAGUUUUUAUCUCAUUGGAGAACUGUGACAAAGAGGAAGAAAUGGAAACAGCACCAACUUUCAAUGAUGGCAACCGUUUGAUUGACAUGGUUCUUGUGUACAAAAAUGAUGAGAAUUCAAGAAAACCUCUCAUUUAUCGACAGAAAUAUGAAGAAAACUUAAUAAAGCAUGGAUUACAGUUGGAAGAUGAGAUCGCAGAAGAAAAUGGCUUGGUGUUUACCAAAGUACACACACCUGAUGCAGUGCUUGAAAGAUAUUCUGAGUCAAGUGGGAUAAAGAAGCCAGCAUUACUUUUUGGGAAGAGUGAAAUGAGAGAACUGCUGGAUGAAUGCCGGAGGAGAGGCAGUCUGCAGCUCAGAGGAAGGAACCGUGCAAGUUAUUUCAGUGGGCAACAAAGGACCUUCAUAACUUGGCAGCUAAUGACAACAGCAUAUUUCUCUGAUAACGAUAGGGGCAUACAGAAACUUCUGAGUAAUGGGACAUAUGUUGCCGCAUACCCACUGCAUGAUGGACUGUACAAAUCUAAGACAGUUAAGCAAGACAGCUGUAAGAGAGAGAUGCUGUACAGAGACUGGGCAUCUCCAAAAAACUGGUAUAGGAAGCAACCACUUCAUGAAGUGAGAAACUACUUUGGAGAAAAAGUCGGACUGUACUUUGCCUGGCUUGGUUUCUAUACAAAAAUGCUUAUACCAGCAUCAGUAUUUGGAUUCAUAUGUUUUCUAUAUGGAUUAAUUGCUCUCCUUUGUAAUUCUGAAGAUUCUUUCCCGAGUCAGGAAAUUUGUGAUGAGAAAGGAGCAGGCAACAAGACAAUGUGCUCAGCCUGCAAUAGGGCUUGUACCUACACACGACUUUAUGAGUCCUGUCUAUACAGUCGGGUCAGCUACGUUUUUGAUUCUCCUGCAGCAGUUGCCUUUUCCAUAUUCAUGGCCUUCUGGGCAUGCAUCUUUCUGGAAUUGUGGAAGAGGCGGCAGGCUGAAUUGGCAUGGCUCUGGGAUCUUUCUGAGAAUGAAGAAGACUUCAACCUGCGACCAGAAUUUGAAGGUUCUGUCAAGACAAGAAAGUUUAAUGUUGUUACUGGUAGGGAAGAACCACAUCUCACAUUCUGGAACAAAUCUGUGCGUCUUUUCACUUCUGCAUCUGCUGUUGCAUUUAUGGUAGCAGUGGCUGUGACUGCAACUCUUGGUGUAAUUGUCUACAGACUGUCUGUUGUAACAGCAAUUUAUGCUGCUGGUGGUUACAUAAAAAAAUACUCAAAACUGAUUACUUCUGCUACAGCCUCCCUUAUAAAUUUGGUUGUCAUAAUGCUUUUGACACAGAUGUACACAUCGUUAUCAAGAGUUCUCACUAACUUGGAAAACCCCAGAACAGCUGGAGAGUAUGAGAAGAGCAUUACAUUUAAAAUAUUUGUCUUCCAAUCAAUCAACUUCUAUGCUUCUCUCAUAUACAUAGCAUUUUUUAAGGGACGAUUUUACACUUACCCAGGAGAUGUGGAAAUAUGGGAGUCACCAAUCAAAACUAUGAGUGCUGAUAUCUGUGGACCAGCUGGCUGCAUGUCAGAUUUGCUUAUCCAGCUAGCAAUUGUAAUGGUUGGCAAACAAGUGUACGGAAACAUCAUAGAAGUUCUAACGCCGUCACUGAAAAACUGGUGGAGAAAACGGUCAGCCAGGAAAGGUGUUGUUCAAUUAACAUCUCCCUGGGUAAGGGAUUAUACACUUGUACCUUUUGAUUCACUUACACUCUUCAGGGAGUAUUUGGAAAUGGUGAUUCAGUAUGGAUUUGUGACAUUAUUUGUGGCAGCAUUUCCUCUAGCUCCACUCUUUGCUCUUCUAAAUAACAUUGCAGAAAUUAGAAUUGAUGCAAUGAAACUGACUACUCAGUUGCGACGCCCACUUCCGAGAAGAGUGAAAGAUAUUGAACCAUGGUAUGGAAUUUUGUCAGCAAUAACAAGUGUUGCUGUUGCAGUAAAUGGCUUUGUUAUAGCAUACACAUCAGACUUUAUUCCUCGACUGGUGUACAAAUAUGCAUAUUCACCAGAUGGUUCCCUAAAAGGUUAUGUUGAUUUCAGCCUUUCAGCAUUCAAUACAUCUGACUAUGGAGCAGGUAUGGGGCCAGAUACAAGUCCUGGAGAUUAUUAUCCUGAAGUGUGCUAUUACCAGGGUUUUAGAAAUCCCCCUGGCCAUCCACAUCAAUAUGAGUACUCGCCAGUUUACUGGCAUGUCUUUGCUGCACGCAUGACUUUUGUUGUUGCAUUCGAGCAUAUUGUGUUCAUACUAACAGGACUGCUAGCUUAUAUCAUUCCUGACACAUCACGGACAGUGAGGCAGCUACAGCAAAGAGAGAGAAUAGUAAUAAUGGAAAGGCUUGCUAGUAUCUCUAGACAAGGGAGAGAAGAAAACAACACACAGUCAUAGCAGCAGAAACUAUUACAUCUGCUGAUGUGAUGGACAUUCCCUUUAUCCUGCUACAAACUAUGCCUCAGUUUAUUCAUGAGAAAAUAUUGCAUUUUAAAGGACAUUUUUUAAAAAAAAGACAUUAUUUACUUGUAUUGAUUUGUACCAGAGAAUAAGAAAUAACAAGGAGAUUCGAGAAAAUGACUAUCCUUCAUUGUGGCUAAAUAUGUUGUUGCUGAUUGUAUGCAGCCACACAGGGACUUUUGCAAAACUAAAAGUUGCGUGGACAUAGGAUCUAAUAAUUUGAACCCAAAUCCAGUGAUCUUGUGUUGCAAUUAUGGAAUCUAAGCUACCUGUUUUUUUUCCAUAGUUUUCAUGAAGUAACUCUUCAA